AUGUCCAAAAAGAAAAAGGGCUUAUAUUUCAUAGAAUAGAUUCUCGAUUACAAACAAUACCAAGGAUAAAAAUACUAUCUUGUUAAAUGGUAGGGCUAUAACAACAGAGAUUGUACAUGGGAAAAACCUGAGAAGAUUCCCAAUUUGACCUAAUAUUUGAAUGAAUAUGAAUAGAAUGUCAAAAAUUUAGGAUCCAAUUUUUAUCAACUUGAGAACGAUGAACCUCCACAACUAGAAGAUUUCAUAGGAGUGCCUAGUCAAUAAAAACAAUCUGUAUUGCAAUAAUAAUAAGAAUAAAUAAAGAAACUUCAGGAUUAAGUGAGUUAAUUAAAACAGGAAUUAAACCAAGUUAAAAAACAGUAGGAAGAUAUCUUAUAGAUGAUGCAGACUCUUCCUCAAGAUAAGAAAACAUAACCAUCAAAUUAAUAGCAGGAUUCUGAGAUUAUCUAGGAUUCUGUUUCUGAAUUAUCUCAAAAAAAUACUGAAGUCAAAUUACCAAAUGAGGGAGGGUUCGAAUAUGGAGAUCAAUUGGAUAAAAUAGGUUAGGCCGCAUAACUCAAAUAAACAGGCAUCAAAAUGUAUUAUUUGUUGUGGCAAAAGCGAUCUAAUGGUACUCAUGAAUCUAAGACAUUAGGUAUAAUACCAAAGAAUCGAUGGGUGAGCAGUGAGUAUCUGUAAAAACAUGAUAUCAAGUCAUUGUGUUACUAUCUAUAAAAAAAAUUAUAAUGA
Molecule: messenger RNA, 729 nt
Organism: Paramecium tetraurelia
Lineage: Eukaryota; Ciliophora; Oligohymenophorea; Peniculida; Parameciidae
Exons: 1
Biological process (GO): negative regulation of transcription by RNA polymerase II; chromatin organization
Cellular component (GO): pericentric heterochromatin
Molecular function (GO): chromatin binding
Source: RefSeq, a predicted model, not a curated record